Molecule: messenger RNA, 249 nt
Organism: Knipowitschia caucasica
Lineage: Eukaryota; Metazoa; Chordata; Actinopteri; Gobiiformes; Gobiidae
Source: the annotation of a GenBank genome assembly
AUGUUACAAAGGGGUGGAGGACAGAAAGUGUACAGAGUCGUAGACGCUGGGGAGUACGUGGAGGGUCAUUCGGGGUUCGUGGUGGAGGUGCUGCUGCUGGUGGUGGUGAUCCUUCUGUACGAGAAGACUGGCUCCAAGAAACAGCCCCAGUCAGGAGACGAAGGGAACAACUACCAACCUACCAUUCCGUCACAUGAAGAGAACGCGGAGGUAGACGGAGGAGCAACAACAAGACAGAGAAAAGUUUAA